This is a messenger RNA of Rotaria sp. Silwood1, 630 nucleotides long. The record is from the annotation of a GenBank genome assembly. Lineage: Eukaryota; Metazoa; Rotifera; Eurotatoria; Philodinida; Philodinidae.
AUGUGGUUCCAACUGAUCGAUCAAAAUGCAGAUAAAAACGUAAAGAAAUUAUUAGUUGGUAACAAAUCUGAUUUAACAACGGCAAGAAUAGUUGAUUGUGAAAUAGCUCAGAAAUUGGCUAACUCAUUAAAUAUUCCAUAUGUAGAAACAUCGUCAAAGGACUCGACCAAUGUCGAACAGGCAUUUGAUAUUCUGGCUACUGAUGUUAUGUCACGUUUUGCACCAUCUAAGAGUCAUCAAUUGGAAACUGCGUCACUCCAAAGUACUAUAACGACGAAAUGUGAACCCAAGUAUUUGAUAAAAUUACUCCUCAUUGGAGAUUCCGGCGUUGGAAAGUCAUCGUUACUGUUACGCUUUACUAAUAAUUCUUUCGAUGAAAGUUUUAUACCUACCAUUGGAGUCGAUUUCGCAGUUCGUACAAUACAAUGGCAUGGACAGACAGCUAAACUUUCUAUUGAUGAUGUCUUCUAUGAAAGUUAUUUAGCAACUAUCGGUGUUGAUUUCAAAAUUCGUACAAUGAAUCAUAAUGGAAAAACAGUGAAAUUGCAAAUGUGGGAUACAGCAGGUGAUGAAAGAUUUCGAACUAUUAUAAGUAAUUCGCUUGUAAUUAAUGUCAUCGGUAGCUAUUAA